Messenger RNA from Angiostrongylus costaricensis, 774 nucleotides. The record is from the annotation of a GenBank genome assembly. Lineage: Eukaryota; Metazoa; Nematoda; Chromadorea; Rhabditida; Metastrongylidae.
AUGAGUUCGUCCAGAGUGGUCGAUGAAUCGCGGACUGCCAGCGGUAAGGGUGAACCGACCGAAGGGUUUACCUAUUCCGCGUGGUCACCAGCUCCUACCACACAUCGUUCAACGGCCGCCGUCUUAUUGGCGGUACUGUCGGCGAUCUUCAUGUUCAUAUUCGGUGUACUGUUCGGCGCUUUACUUCACUCUAUCCUCUUUUCGAAUAAAGCAUCUCAACUGGCUCUCAUGAAUUCGACAGUGUGCGACCCAAAUGCCGUGCCUCCGCCAUGCGACCAAUGGUCUCUGUCGGAGUCUCACGACAAUAAGGUGGAGACGUUAACCACUGACGCCUAUAGGUUGCCACGAGAUAUCGCUCCAAAAUCUUAUAAUCUAACUAUUCAUCCAAAUAUUGCAGCGAAUAAAUUGACAGGGAAUGUCGUCAUUAAUAUUGAGCACGUCUGUCCGAAAUGGUCGCAGUGGGCAUUUGUACUGGAUGCUAAACUGGUGCCCGGUGAAUUCGUGCAGCUUGGAAUCGAAUUUAAAGGUGAAGUGCUGGCUGACAUGAGUGGACUCUACAUAUCUACGCAUACAGAUUCAUUUGGCAGGCGGCUGCAAUCGGCCGUCACACAGUUCGAACCGACCGACGCACGGAAAAUGUUUCCGUGUUUCGACGAGCCGAAUUUCAAAGCAACCUUUCAGGUGACUCAUCUUUUGGAGAUAACUUUCUUAAAAGUCCGAAAAUUUUUGUUCUUUGAUGAAUACUUUGAAAUGGAAGAUUUUUCAAUAUUUUAA